Messenger RNA from Hemibagrus wyckioides, 3810 nucleotides. RefSeq lists its product as uncharacterized. NCBI's taxonomy places the organism in Eukaryota, Metazoa, Chordata, Actinopteri, Siluriformes, Bagridae. Gene Ontology annotation, molecular function: protein binding. The record is from RefSeq and is a predicted model, not a curated record. The transcript has 9 exons. The coding region runs from base 69 to 2849 and encodes 926 amino acids.
AAGGCGCGAGUGCGCUAGUGUGUGAGAGGAGCUCAGUGAAGUAGUGAGGUAGCUCCAGAUCACUGCGAAUGAAUAUGGCGGAGACCGUUCGCUCGCAGUUUGACCGCCGUGAACCUCUGGCGAUGGACAGAGACCGAGACGGAGAAGCCAGCAAACCGAUGCUGCCCCGGGGACGUGGCUGCAGUCGGAAGAGAAAGGGCACACCGGUGAAAGUGUGUGAUCGAGUAUUUGCCACAGAAGAUGAUGAGGAGAACACGUUGGAACACAGCUAUGGACCAGGUAAUAGUCAGGGAAGGACUGAGCACAAACACAGAUCUGGUCCAUACUGCACCUCUGAAUCUGCUCAAACCUGUCCUGCUGAGACAGGGGAGCAGAGCUCCAGCAGUGGGAGAGGAGCCGUUCUCUACCCGCCGCCCAACUGCCGCAUCCGAGAGGUGCACUGUGGCAAUCAGGUGCGUCUGGUCGUGGUCGCCAUUCGUGACAUCACCAAAGGCGAAGAGAUCACCGUCGACUAUAAUCCCAGCGAGUGGGGUGAAAAUGCUGUGACAAGGGGUUUACCUGGCUCAGUGCCUGCUGCAGCUAGCGAGUCAUCUCCAGACCAUGAGAAGAACAUUAAGAAGGAGGAGGAGUCUGGGUCUGGUCCUGUAUCGGAUUAUGUCACUCCGUCCUGGUCCCUCUCUCCUAAAUCCUCUCAGCUCUCUCACUCUGAUCUCAGCGACUCAGAUGAUGCAGAACCACGUAGCCGGACGCCUCUUCGCCGCAAAAAGAACCGCAAAAUAUCAGCUGCGGCCAACACUAACGCUAACUCAAAUGACAAGAAGAAACCGCCUCAUACCCUGCCUCACCGGCCACCAGGCCGACCUCCAUCCCAGCCUCUACCCCACUCCCUGCCCUCGUGUCCCACUCAGCCUCCUGCACCCUCCAGGCCUGUGUUUAAAUGCCCUGCCCCUGCUGGGGUAGGGGGCAGCAAUGUUAAUAUGAGCGCAGGUAGAGGUGUGAGCCAUGUGAUGCAGAAGCAGUGUUGUGUGUACUGUGGUCGCCAUUACCGCUCUCUCCAGCGCCAUCUAGACAAGCACCACACCCACCAACAAGAUGUACGUGCAGCCAUGUUGAAGUCACAAGGCUCCGCCCACCUGCCUCAUUUCCAUGCUUCUCUGCCUUCAUCCUCCUCCUCCUCUUCCUCUGCCUCUGGCCACAAUCACAACCACAGAGAAGCCAUUGUUGUACCCACACAACAGUCUCCACCCCCUCCUCCUCCUCCUUCUGUUUCUCCGGCCAGAAAGAGCCCUGCUCUCACAGUCCCCUCCCUGCGCAAAAGUCCCGCCACUCCUCCACCCACUACACCGCCCAGGCGGGGAGGAGGUGUCCCUGUGUCGGUGUUAAAGAGAAGCCCACCCACACCGGUGACCCUGCCCCGGAAAGCAGGACGCAAAAAGAAAGAGAAAGAAGAAUUAGACGUGAUGGAGAAGAUGAAAGAGGAGUUUGUUGAGGUGUUGAAGCAGGUGGAAGACCCUAAAUUGGAGGAGGAAGAGAAUGAAGAAGAGGGAGAGGAAGACUAUGACAGCAGUGCAGAGGACAAGAGUGACCUGUCCAGUUCUCGCCGUCCCCACAUGCUGCCCCUGCUCUCAUCUCUCUCGUCCCUCGUGCUGUACCUGCGGCGUCUCCAGCACUCAGCCUUCAUCUCUCUCUCACGUUCCCCUCAGUCAGCUGAAGCCUGGCGUCUGCUCUGCCACUCCAGCCUGGCUCUUCUCAUCCUCUACAACCGCCGCCGUGAGUGCGAGGUCUCCAAACUCACCAUCUCUGAGUACCAGGCUCGGGUUAUCCCGCAGUCCUGUGCUCCGUUGCCCCCAAGUGCUCUUACUCCCCUUGAAGCCUCCCUUUCCCCAUUUGAGAGGCUUGUCCUUCCCCAUCUCCCUCGAGUGGGUGUUCAGGGCAAACGAGGACGAGUGCAGCCACUGAUUCUGCCCCCUCACUCGGAACAUUGCCUAGAGCUUCUUUUACAAACAAGGGCAGGGGUCGGGGUGGAUCCACAGAACCCGUAUGUGUUUGCUCGGCCAUACCAUUCUCCCGCCACUCCUCUGAGAGGUACAGACCUACUCAGAAAUUUGGCCAAAUCGAGCGGAACACGCCAUCCGAGAGCACUGACGCAAACACGCGUCCGUAGACAAGUGGCAAUCCUCACUCAGUUACUGAUGCUGAGCGAAGGUGAAGAGGAGGGACACCGUGGAGCUGCGCAGCAGAGAUUAGAGAACUUCCUCCAGAAAGAGUAUCAUGUGACCCAGAGUUGCGCGACUAUUGGUCAGGAUCCGGGCCUCAUGGGACUGAUUGGGCGUGUUGUACUGUGCGGGGAGAGAGACGGCGUGCUGUUCCGAGGAAUGAGUCUCCAUCAUAUCUGUUUAGAGCUAGACGUGAUGUCCGGGAAUUCUGCAGAUUCGUUGUCGGAGGAAUCCGAUGGAGAGCAAGAGAAGGAUAAGAGCGAGUCUUCUGCCAUCAUGAUUAAAAAGUCCUCCAGCAGCACCAAACCUCCUCGGAUCAAGAAGAUGUCCGGCUCUCCGUUCUCUCCCAAUCGCAAGAGGAGUCCAGGACAGGCCAAAACAGGUAAGCGCGGUGUCCUGAAGCGCCCGUGGUCAGAGGCGGAGCGGGCCGCGGUGGAGUCCCACCUGGUGCGGAACAUCAUGGAGCUGCGUGUGCCCGCUAAAGCGGACUGUGAGCGCUGUCUGGAGCAGUGUCCACUCCUGGUCACCAACCGCAGAGACUGGAGAGCCAUCAAGUUCUACUGCCACAACCGCAUCCAACUGCUAAAAAAAACACAGCAGCGACAGAGUCCGCCCACCUUGUCCGUCUGCUGAGACGGCCAAUCACAAAGCUUGCUAGGGAAAAGUGGGAGGAGUCAGAGGUAGGGAGAGAAUAUGUGAGGUGUACAGAUUUGAAGGUGUAUCCUGUUUUGUGUACAAUCACCAGGCAUUUUUAGUUAUUACAGCUAGAAGACUAGGAGUGUCAGCAUUUCUGCACAUUGAUGAAGAACUCUGAAACAGAAAAGAAAAGUUUUUUUAUUAUUAUUAUAUGUUUAGUUUAUUCUUCUUCUCAUGUUAAUUUAUGAGGACUUGGGCAAAAUGGAAAAUGUAUCCUGAUGAUAUUGUGAUAUUUCUGGAUAUCUCAAUACAUAAUGUGUGUUUAGUUUUUAACUAAAAAAAAUCAAGCCAAAUUCUGAACAUCUCUAAAUCCUUACUGAAGUUCUGAGGAUUCUUUAUCUAGGAUAAACUUCUUACACCCUAUACUUAAUCCUCAAGUGUAUCACGAUGUUCAAAUAUCACAAUAUCGAUAUCAAACCAUCACAUCGCCCAGCCCUACCAUACACAAUACAACACUAAUUUCAUUAGCUGUCCAUAAGGUCAGCUUCUACUAUUUAUUGUGAAAGUUUCAGCGGUGCUCGUCCCUCAUGAGCAACUCCUAAACAAAACACAGAAGAAAAGUGUCAUCUGAUACUGAACAGUUUCAUGUCCUUCUUCAUCAAAUCAUCAGCAUUGUUUUCACACAGAAAAAAAAGUCUUAAGUGUCAGGUUUGUGGGGUAUUAGACACAUUUCCUUCUGAGGUUUUAGAUAAAAGAAGAGCCGUGCAUGAAGGAAGGAAGGAGACAAGUAGGUGAAGGAUAAAACCCUCGUCUGAUCUCAUUAAUCAGACAUUUCAUGCACGCUUUUCUCCUUCAGUUGUUCAGGAGUUGUCUUUACGACCUUGACUGAACACAAAAAAAUAAUUUCCUACUUCAAAAAAAAAAAAAAAAAAAUAUAUAUAAAUAUAAAAACAGUAAA